UGUCGCUACGGGUGCAGACGACGACGAAGAUGGGAGGAUUGACGUUGGACGAGCGCGUCCUGCAUGACGCGGCGGUUGUCCAGACCAUUGCGGCGCAACAGUUGGAAGACCUGUGUAUGAUGUUGCAGCUGAACGUGCCUUCGCUCCCAACGGACAAGAAGCUGCGACGCAAACUCAGCCGACAUGCAUCUACUGUGGGUUUGACGGCAGAAGACAUGGAUCGUGCCGUUUCGGGCUUGAGCACGAUCCUCACGGAAGCGUCCAAGAACGACUUGUCCUCGGCAGACCUGGCGCACUCCAUCAUGAGCCUUCGUUUGCCUACCACCCACGUUGACGUGCUGACACAGUACUACGUCGAGUACAAGGACCAGAUCAAGGCAGCGGUCGCGUGGAACCCACCGUUGGGAGUACCAGCAUACCGAUCACUAGACUGGCGAUUCGACAUGGAGCUUGGGACCCGCACAUUGCAUCACCAAGCAAACCCGGUGCUAACCCUUCAGAUCACAACGACCGCCAACGACACUGCACCGCAGUUGGUGCAAUGUAGCUAUAGUCAGCUCCACGCUCUCCACGACUCCCUCAAACGUGCUUUGAAGGAAACCUCGACUCCCCACGGAAGCCGCAUGCAGCGCUAUCUCUAACUCCAACGACGUGUAAUUCAAUGUUUGUUAUAGCAUUGCUAAAUACUGGCCACUCCCAGUGACGUGAUCUGAGAGGAGCAUCUCGCGGUACGCCACGUCAUGAGCGAGCUUCUUCCUCCACACUACCAGCCCCACGACACCCAAACACACGGCAACACCACCCACGGUAAUUCCUGCAAUGGCUCCACUAGACAGGACAGAAGCCUCGGUCGGCGCAGUUGGGGACUCGUUGCCGAUGGUGGCACCAGCAAUAGAUGGAAAUGGAGUGGACGUCGUUGACGGCGCAGGCGGUGUGGAUCGUCGGGGGCUGCGAGUGCGGCGCGGGGACGUCAUGUCGUUUGAAUCGUACGGUUCGUCAGUGUCGUCCGAAGUCGCAUUCUCGUGAUCAGUCAUUGGCGCAGGAGUUGCUUUUGACGAUAAAGUGGAAGGGACUGGAGGUUGUGGGAAGGACUGUGGCAAUGCGGUGGCGGCUGCGUCGGAAGGACGGGUUGUGGUUGCAUUGGUCGAUGCAUGCGAAAUCGAUGGUGUCGGUGCGCGAGCAGGCGGAGACGUGGUCGUUGUCUUGGUAGAUGCAGGGAUCGAAGUGCGGGCUCCGCCACUCGCAGACGUGGCUGAAUGGAUCGCUGUUGCACAUGGUGUUGUCGUGGGUGCAGCGCUCGAAGCACGUGCCUCCGCGGAAGCGCGAGGAGUCGACGGCAUUCGAGUCGCUGCGGGGCUCCGAGAUUCAAUUUUGGAACGUUGCUUUGGAGGCAUGAGGAGAUACCCGUGACAAGUUGAGCAACCCAUCGACCCGGAGCACUGCUUGCACCUCUUUCGCGGCAUGAGACGGAGGUUGGCGCAGUUCAAGCAGUCGGACGCCUCGCCUGGCUCAAUCGAAACACACCAGCCAGUGCGGCAGUGUGCUUCCGGCAUCAAGCCGAUACGUCGCACCGUGAGUACCGCUUGAAAUGUAGCACUGUAUGCUUCAUGAGAAGAGGACGGCAGUCCCGUGCUUGUCGGCGCUAGGAAGCCGAGCCCGGCGAUGCCACAUGCGACGAUGCGGCUCAGGCGGCCGAUCAUGAAUGUGCCCGUUCACGCCAAACAAGGUUUU
Messenger RNA from Aphanomyces invadans, 1731 nucleotides. RefSeq lists its product as hypothetical. NCBI's taxonomy places the organism in Eukaryota, Oomycota, Saprolegniomycetes, Saprolegniales, Verrucalvaceae. The transcript is spliced from 6 exons. The coding region runs from base 30 to 641 and encodes 203 amino acids. The record is from RefSeq and is a predicted model, not a curated record.